UGUCUCCCAGCAGCUCCAGUUAAGACGGUGACUCCCAAAGCUACUGCUAAGAAGGACUCAUCCAGUUCUGACAGCUCUGAUUCAAGUUCAGAGGAUAAAGCAAAGAAACCAGCUGCUAAAACUGCUCCAGCUAAAGCAGCCCCAGCUAAGAAAGCACCUAAAAAAGUCGCUCCUGCUCAGAAAAAGGACUCUUCAAGUUCCGAUUCUUCAAGCUCAGAGGAUGAAGCAGCAAAGCCUGCUGUCAAAUCUACACCUGCAAAAGCUGCAUCUGCUAAAUCUACACCUGCAAAAGUCACCCCGGCUGCAGACAAGGCUUCAUCUUCUAGCUCUGAAGACUCGGACGAUGAGGAGGAGGCCAAGAAACCAGCAGCUAAAGUUGUCCCAGUUAAACCUGCGCCAGCCAAGAAAAUGCCAGCUAAAGUCAAGCCCGCUGCAAAAGAAUCGUCAUCUAGCUCUGAGUCUGAGGAAGACCAACCAUCUACACCUGCAAAAGCUGCAUCUGCUAAAUCUACACCUGCAAAAGCUGCAUCUGCUAAAUCUACACCUGCAAAAGCUGCAUCUGCUAAAUCUACACCUGCAAAAGCUGCAUCUGCUAAAUCUACACCUGCAAAAGCUGCAUCUGCUAAAUCUAAAGCUGCAUCUGCUAAAUCUACACCUGCAAAAGUCACCCCGGCUGCAGACAAGGCUUCAUCUUCUAGCUCUGAAGACUCGGACGAUGAGGAGGAGGCCAAGAAACCAGCAGCUAAAGCUGUCCCAGUUAAACCUGCGCCAGCCAAGAAAAUGCCAGCUAAAGUCAAACCCGCUGCAAAAGAAUCGUCAUCAUCUAGCUCUGAGUCUGAGGAAGACAAACCCGCCACAAAACCAACCCCAGCCAAGGCUGCUCCUGCUAAAGCUGCUCCUCCAAAGACGACCCCUGCUAAGAAAGAUGAUUCCUCAAGUUCAGAUUCAGACAGCUCUGAAGAUGAGGCACCAGCUAAACCAGCAGCUAAGGCCAAGCCUUUGAGCACUCCUAAACCUGCAGCCAAGCCCGCCGAAUCCAGCUCUGACUCGGACAGCUCUUCAGAUGAAGAACCUCAAAAGAAAGCCGUCACCACACCGGUAUCCAAACCUGGUACCCCAGCUAAACCUGCAGUUGCAGCUAAACCAGCUGAUAGCAGUUCUGACUCUGAAACCGACAGCUCUGACUCUGAACAUGAGACUCCGGCUGCUAAGAAAGCUAAACCAGCAGCAGCUACUGCUACUAAGAGCCCUGCUUCUGCCUCCAAACCACCUGCUCCAGCCAGUAAGAAUGCAGCUGAGUCCAGCAGCAGUGAUUCGGACAGUUCCAGUGAAGACGAGAAGAAAGUAAAGACUACUGUGACACCCAAAGCAGCAGCAGCUAAGCCGGCCGUGACUCCAGUUAGCGCGAAGAAAGCGGAGAGCAGUAGCUCAGACUCUGAGACCGAGGCUAAGAAGACUCCCGCCAAGCCUGCAGUCACCAACAGAAAGGCUGCUACAACAAAAACGCCCACCUCAGCAGCGAAGACGCCAGCUAAAAAGACAGCAGAGUCUUCAUCCUCGAGUGACAGCAGUUCUGAUGAAGAGGAGUCUCCUAAAACACCAGCUGUGAAGACACCACCUGCUACAAAAGCACAGGCUGCUAAGGCCAAAGCAGACAGCAGCUCGUCUGAGGACUCUUCAUCUGAAGAAGAGGAGACGACGGCGACACCCAAGACUCCUGUCACAACAAACGGUAUUCACAGUACUCAAUAUGUCUGAUAGCAAGGUGUUUUG
Molecule: messenger RNA, 1773 nt
Organism: Sinocyclocheilus rhinocerous
Lineage: Eukaryota; Metazoa; Chordata; Actinopteri; Cypriniformes; Cyprinidae
Product: nucleolar and coiled-body phosphoprotein 1-like
Exons: 4
Cellular component (GO): nucleoplasm; nucleolus
Source: RefSeq, a predicted model, not a curated record